AUGAAUAAUACAGCCUCUCUUCCCAAGCUACCUCUUGCUCAGCCUCCGAUGAUCAUCGUCACCCAAACUUCUCAUAUUCUUCUUGCAACAUGCGGUCUAUUGCUCUGCUUCGCGGUUCCCUUUCUGGUCUAUAACGCUGCCACGAUGACCAGGCUGGUCAGAAGUAUCCCUGCUUGUCUCAGACAGCAAGCGGUGAACGAAGAAAAAUCAAACGAGAAUCUGACCCCGACCGCGGACACGAAUAUGAAAGUUGCAAAAUCCUCAGAUCCAGAAUGGACACCCUCGUCAACAAAAGAAGGUGGCAAGAUAUUUAUUCGUACGGUCAAACGUGAUGCUGUCCAAGCGAAGUACAAAAAGAAUAUCCGAACUCACAUUCUUCAUGAUCAAGAUCAUUUCGACAAGGAGAGUACUCGUACCCCUGUAAAAAGGUUUGGAAAUCCUGUAUCCCAUUUUCAUAAUAUCAUCUUACCUACCACGUCUCCUGGAGACGAUAGAUGGGCGGCAGAUAUUUUGAAUUAUGAUGGUCUCCUUGAACUAGCCAAUAAUGGUCGAAAUCCCUUACCACCUUUCUACGAAGAUACGAUGACUUCAUCAGAUAACUCGUCUGAAGAGGUCUUACAGCCGAAGGAAGCGAAUGCGACCGAUAUGAAGGACAAAGUCGGGAAGGAACCUGUGUUCUUUUGGCAUAAAUGGAGACUCGUUAAACAGCAUUUGGGUGAAUACCACAAGGCUACCACAAUUACUGAUAUCGUAAAAGGCGAUGCCUCUUCCGAUGUAUCAAUGUUUUCCGUGUUCGACGGACAUUCAGGAGAUGGCGUAUCGGAUCUCUUGAGGAGGACGUUACAUGGUUGUUUGGCUUACGCUCUAGGUAAAGCUCUGGAGGACAAGCAAGAACGGAUCUCCAAAAGUGACGAAUCUCAUGGAGAUAGUAACUUUGGUGUUCAGACUAUACUCAAGCCUAAGGUAUUCGCGAAUGUAAUCAGCCAGACUUUCCUGGCAGUAGACAGGGACAUCGUCAAUACACCUCUACUGAUAAGUAAUCCAGCUCUCGACAUGGACUGCGGACAAGACCGGUCGUCUGCUGCCAACACUGACUUGUCGACCCUUUUAACUUUGUGUAACAUUUUACCAGGUGCAUCUUGUGCUUUAACCGUGAUAAUGGACGCUCCAGCCCGCAGGGUAUACAUUGCUAAUUGUGGAGACUCAAGAGCCGUGGCUGGGUGGUGGAACAAGAAAGAACAAACAUGGAGAUGUGAUGUUUUGACUGUAGACCAGAAUGGCGACAAUCCAGAAGAAUGCACCAGAAUCGAUUCGGAACAUCCCGAGCACGAGAGAGGAACGAUAAUGGUAGACAAAGGCGAUGGUGUAAGGGUGUUCGGCGCACUCCAUCCUACGAGAACCUUCGGCGAUCACAUCUACAAGGCUCCAGCCAAACAAUGGAGAGAGUUACAUAAAGAUUUCUGUCAGUCCAAUCCCGAUCAAGAUUGGGGUCACAUAAACGCGAAAGGGAGAAGCACUCCACCUUACGUUACUGCUAAGCCUGAAGUAGCUUGGCGAGACCUUGAUGCAGAUGAAGCUGAAGAACUUCGUUUCAUUAUCUUGGCUACUGACGGUCUGUGGGGGAGACUCAGCUCGCAAGAAGCAUGUCAGCUGGUUUCCGCCAAUUUAACACAUGCCAAACAGGGCGAUGUAGAGAAAGCGAAGCUUUCAGAGUUGAUCCCACUUUCAUUUUGUACUUCGGAACCUAAACAUCACGAUCCUGCAGGAAAAUUGAAUGUUGAUGGCCGCUGGAUUUUCGAAGAUCAGAAUUCAGCUACUCAUUUACUCCGAAAUGCCUUUGGAGGGAGUGACAGACAGUUGAGAAAACAGAUUCUCAGUCUGGGGCAACCGGGUGUCAAACAUAUGAGGGAUGAUACUACUAUCACGUGA
Molecule: messenger RNA, 1929 nt
Organism: Kwoniella shivajii
Lineage: Eukaryota; Fungi; Basidiomycota; Tremellomycetes; Tremellales; Cryptococcaceae
Exons: 5
Coding region: 1-1929 (642 amino acids)
Biological process (GO): protein dephosphorylation
Cellular component (GO): mitochondrion
Molecular function (GO): [pyruvate dehydrogenase (acetyl-transferring)]-phosphatase activity
Source: RefSeq, a predicted model, not a curated record